Molecule: messenger RNA, 715 nt
Organism: Cajanus cajan (pigeon pea)
Lineage: Eukaryota; Viridiplantae; Streptophyta; Magnoliopsida; Fabales; Fabaceae
Product: zinc finger protein ZAT11
Biological process (GO): response to stress; response to chitin
Source: RefSeq, a predicted model, not a curated record
UUCACAUCUGAGUUUCAAGUUUUCAUAAUCUUCUUUCGCCUCUUUCACUACCUUAGUUAAUUACGUUCCAUAAAGAUUCUACGUGUGGCCAUGAAGAGACUGCGAGAAGGAGUAGCGAACAUAGAUUUGGGAAAUUGUCUAAUGCUCCUGGCUCAGUCUCAGCCCAGAGAAAGCAAGCCCCAGAAACUUUUGGGCCCGGUUGAAUUUGAGUGCAGGACCUGCAACCGCAAAUUCUCUUCGUUCCAAGCCCUCGGUGGGCACAGGGCCAGCCACAAGAAGCCCAAACUAGAGGGGAAGAUUCUGAGGUUGGGGAACAAGCCCAAAACGCACGACUGCUCCAUUUGCGGUCAGCGAUUCUCUUUGGGCCAGGCAUUGGGAGGACACAUGAAGAGGCACAGAGUUGCCAACAAUGAAGGCGACAUUUCUUCGAUCAAUGAGGCUGAGGUUGUUGCAAAAGUACCGGUUGUUAAAAGGUCCAAUAGUACGAGAGUUUUGUGCUUGGACUUGAACUUGACUCCUCUUCAGAAUGACCUCAACUUGUUGUUUGGAGACAAGGCACCCAUACUUGUUGAUUUAUUCACAUGAUCAUCGUAACUUCCAUUUGUUUCAACUGCUUCAUUAUUAUUGCUCUUUCUUUACUCUUUUUUUUUUUUAACACUUUUAUUCUUUAAAUUCUUUCAUGUAACUAUUUUUUUUAAUAUACGAUUAUCUGAUA